Salmo salar (Atlantic salmon) is the source of this 945-nucleotide messenger RNA. Lineage: Eukaryota; Metazoa; Chordata; Actinopteri; Salmoniformes; Salmonidae. The record is from RefSeq and is a predicted model, not a curated record.
GGUAUAAGCAUUGGCUAAAAGUAGUGUACUAUUUAGGGAAUAGAGUGCCAUUUGAGAUGCAGACAUGGUCUUCUCUAUAUCCCCUUAUAUCCAUAUACCAGUCAUUUGUUUACUGUUGUUUUUGUUUUUCUUAUAAUUGCCUAUUGUAAAGUCUUUGGAUCUGAAAAAAAUGAUUAGAUCCUGGACCUGCUGUGGAGUGACCCCAUGCCUCAGAAUGGCUGCGUGCCCAGCGAGGUGUGGGGAGGAGGCUGCUCCUGGGGGCCAGAUGUCACCCAGGGCUUCCUCAACAGACACAACAUGCAGCUCAUCAGCCGCUCCCAUGGGUGCAAGCAGGACGGCUACAAGUUCUGCCACAACCGCAGGUGUGAAGUGGGCUGCAACAGGGGGGCCUACAUGAAACUGGGACCAGACCUUGUGCCUUACUUGAUUCAGUAUCAGGCUAGCAGUAUGACUCGAACUCACCCUGAGGAAAAAUGUGCGGAAGGCGGGAAUAUUCAGCCCUCAAGGUCCUGCUGGAACAGUUGUUUUCACACAAGUCGGACCUCGUCAGUGCCUUUCAAGAGUUUGACAAAGACAAAACAGGCGUUAUAACCUCAGUAUAGACAUGAUCAAAUAUUAUUCCAAAGGAUUAUGAGUUUGUGGGUUAAUCCAACCAACACCCCUUUCACUUGUUUGUGCUCAUAUUUCAUAAGAAAUAAACAGACUAAAACAUUAAGCAAUUCCCUCUUCUCAACACAGGGCAGGUGUCUCUGAAUGACUCUGCCACGGAGGUAGAAAAUGUGCUGCGUCUAGGCCUGUCCUGAAGGAUGCUGCUCUCCGGGCUAGCUAGCUGAGACCACGGGGGGCAUGUUGGACUACCAGGAGUAGUUCUGGGAACUAUCCAUAAAAAGACAAAUAUCCUGUUUAGGAAAGGCGUGCUGCUAGCGGGACACCUCGACAACAUCC